Molecule: messenger RNA, 1601 nt
Organism: Cephus cinctus (wheat stem sawfly)
Lineage: Eukaryota; Metazoa; Arthropoda; Insecta; Hymenoptera; Cephidae
Gene: Cyp40
Product: peptidyl-prolyl cis-trans isomerase D
Exons: 6
Coding region: 364-1458 (364 amino acids)
Biological process (GO): protein peptidyl-prolyl isomerization
Cellular component (GO): intracellular membrane-bounded organelle
Molecular function (GO): protein binding; peptidyl-prolyl cis-trans isomerase activity
Source: RefSeq, a predicted model, not a curated record
ACAUAUCCCCUAAUGGGGAUACAGUCACGAGGAAAGGAAGGAAUACGCAUGUGUUUGCAGUGCUAUCAAGGAUGUGUUCCGAAAUUUACUGACAGUACUGUAAACGUAAUUACAUCUCUCUUAGAUGCGUGUGGAUGAAUACGAACACAGUGUUGGUGCAGUACUGGCAGUAAUAUUCGGAAUAUACCUCAAGUGUAAUCAAGUGCUAUAUGUAUAACAAUCCCGUGCGCACCUGUACGGUUUGAUUUGGUUUGUUGCUUGAAUUGCCAUGUAGUCAGUUACUUAAGCUGAUUCCACGCGAUAGAAAGGAAAAAGGAAACCUCUGACCUUUUCCACAAGAUAACUUAUUUUUUACCUAAAAGGAUGAAGCGGCCUUUGGAGGAUCAGGUAGACGUCUUCGAACAAAAUCCUAUUGUUUUUCUGGAUAUAGCGGUUGGACCAGAGAAAGUUGGGAGGAUCGUGCUGGAACUAUUUAAGGACACCGUUCCGCGAACGGCUGAAAAUUUCCGUGCACUAUGCACCGGUGAAAAAGGAGUAGGGAUUAAUAAAAAACCACUCCACUACAAGGGCUCAAUUUUUCAUAAGGUGGUGCCUCAGUUCAUGAUUCAAGGGGGUGAUAUUAUAAACUAUGAUGGAACGAGUGGUGAAAGUAUUUAUGGAAAAACUUUCGAGGAUGAGAGUUUUGAAAUUUCACAUAAUACAGGAGGAUUGCUUAGUAUGGUAAAUGCACGACAUCCUAAUACCAACAGUUCCCAAUUUAUCAUCACUACUGUACCUUGCUCGCACUUGGAUGGUACCAAUGUGGUAUUUGGUAAAGUUUUGAAAGGUUUUGGUGUAGUAAAAGAAAUAAGUUGCGUUACUACAGUAAAGGAUAAGCCUGUAGAGAAAAUAUAUAUAAUAGAUUGUGGUGAAUUAAAAUGGGGUGAGUGCUGGGGAUUAGAAGAAAAGGAUGGAACGAAAGAUGUUUUUACUGCUUGGCCUGAAGAUUGGGAUUAUAAAAUGUACACUAACAAAUUCACGGAUUCAGGGAACUACUAUUUUGGGCAAAACAAUUAUGUUGAUGCUGGACGAAAAUAUAAGAAAGCCCUAAGAUAUCAUGAAUGGGCUAGAACAUUAAAGAAUUUGCCUGAUGAAGAAGGGCAAUCAUUUAUUGAGAACAAAAUAGUUAUUAUGCUUAACUUGGCUGCUGCCAAUUUAAAGUUGAGGAAGCAUCGAGAUGCGCUGAACUUGUGCAAUGAGGUUCUACAAAUGGAUAAAUCAAAUAGCAAAGCUCUGUUCAGAAGAGGCCAAGCGUACAUGGGCUUGAACGAAUACAACCUCGGGUUGGAAGACUUGAAACGUGCAGAUCGCGAGUGUCCUAAUAACAAAGAUAUCCAGGCAGAGAUUAGCAAAGUCCAAAAAAUAAUUCGCACCUAUCUUGCAGUUGAAAAAGAAACUUGUCAAAGAAUGUUUAAAUAAAAUUUAAAAAAAUUCAAUUAUGUGAGGUAUAUGAUCUUCAUGCCUCGCAUGAAAAUCAGUAGUAAGCAGCAACAACCUUUGUAAAAAAUUUAAAAAUAUAACGUGUAAACAAAAAUUACUUAAAUAAAUUAUUUUAAUUUUGA